UUUUCUUUACUGAUUUGGCUUCGCCUAUGGAAGCUUGUUAUUCUCAUAUUGAUAUUAUCACCGCGAGCUUCUACACAACAAUUUUUUUUGGUCCAUCUCAGCGGCAUCUUUCGCGAAUCUCAUGUCGACAUCAGUUUCAGACUCUGAUCAGUCCACUUCUGCAGCAUCGGAAAGCAGCUGGCAAAAGCGCAAUUGCCCGGCCGAUGUAGAGACCCUCGGUAACGCUGCGUGGACACUAUUACAUACAGCGGCGGCAUAUUACCCGGAUCGUCCUGCUCCAUCCCAAAUGGAGAGCAUGAGAACAUUUAUUACUACAUUUGCAGACAAUUAUCCUUGUUGGUAUUGCAAGGAUGACUUUAAAAAGGCGAUGGAGAAGGAGCCUGUUCGUGUAGGCAGUCGUAAAAAGUUAAGUGAAUGGUUGUGUCGACGACACAACGAAGUCAAUGAAAAGCUUGGAAAGCCGGCCUUUGACUGCACUCAAGUUUUCAAAAAGUGGGUGGAGAAUCCCGAAUGCAACGAUUCCUAAAUGGGGGAUUUCCCCUCACAUAAUUUUUUUUUUCCCCUGUAAGCCUACCCGUUAAUACAUCUGCAUUGCAUCACCAUUCAUCGCAUUGGAAUUAUAGAAAAUACA
Messenger RNA from Radiomyces spectabilis, 631 nucleotides. Its product is annotated as sulfhydryl oxidase. Gene Ontology annotation, cellular component: mitochondrion. The record is from RefSeq and is a predicted model, not a curated record. NCBI's taxonomy places the organism in Eukaryota, Fungi, Mucoromycota, Mucoromycetes, Mucorales, Radiomycetaceae. The coding region runs from base 122 to 526 and encodes 134 amino acids. The transcript is spliced from 4 exons. Gene Ontology annotation, molecular function: flavin-dependent sulfhydryl oxidase activity; flavin adenine dinucleotide binding.